ACACUGCAGGACCCAGGCAGCACUGAGUUGGGGAAUUAAGGAGGCUGUGCCUCCGGGUUGAGCGAAGAGUCGAAGUCCUUUCUCAGAAACCUCUGAUAGGUGGGCCUUAGAGGAAACGCCGCCGAGCACUGCCAAAAUCAGGCAAAGCAUUCCUGGCUGUCUGCUUGGGAGAGACCUAGAAACUGGCACUUCUCUGAGUGAAGAUGAGGAAAAGUCUGUAAAUCAGCCAAAAGAGCCUUGAAGUACUCUUUCGGCGUGAGACAGUGAUGCAGGUGGAAGGAGGUGAACACCACUGGGGAACAUGGCUUCCAGCUUCCGUCCCGCUUAACAGCAACUCCAGCUUCUGAGCCAGGCUCGCCGGGAUGUGCCACUAGACCGCCAUGGACGGAGCCCACAGCGUGGCCCUGCAGCUGCAGCAGCUCCCGCCCACAAGCAGCGCCAACUCCGUGAGCGAGGCUUCCUUCUCCUACAAGGAAAACUUGAUUGGCGCCCUUUUGGCGAUUUUCGGGCAUCUUGUGGUCAGCAUUGCGCUUAACCUCCAGAAGUACUGCCACAUCCGCCUGGCAGGCUCCAAGGACCCCCGGGCGUAUUUCAAAACUAAGACAUGGUGGCUGGGCCUGUUCCUGAUGCUCCUGGGCGAGCUGGGUGUGUUUGCCUCCUACGCCUUCGCUCCGCUCUCGCUGAUCGUGCCCCUCGGUGCAGUCUCCGUGAUCGCUAGUGCCAUCAUAGGAAUCAUAUUCAUCAAAGAAAAAUGGAAACCGAAAGACUUUCUGAGGCGCUACGUCUUGUCCUUUGUCGGCUGUGGCUUGGCUGUCGUGGGCACCUACUUGCUGGUGACAUUCGCACCCAACAGUCAUGAGAAGAUGACAGGCGAGAACAUCACCAAGCACCUCGUGAGCUGGCCUUUUCUCUUGUACAUGCUUGUGGAGAUCAUUCUCUUCUGCUUACUGCUGUACUUCUACAAGGAGAAGAACGCCAACAACAUUGUCGUGAUCCUUCUCUUGGUAGCGUUACUCGGCUCCAUGACAGUGGUGACAGUGAAGGCGGUGGCUGGGAUGCUUGUCUUAUCCAUCCAAGGGAACCUGCAGCUCGACUACCCCAUCUUCUAUGUGAUGUUCGUGUGCAUGGUGGCCACUGCCGUCUAUCAAGCCACCUUUUUAAGUCAAGCUUCACAGAUGUACGACUCCUCUCUGAUUGCCAGUGUGGGCUACAUUCUAUCCACCACUGUCGCCAUCACAGCAGGUGCAAUAUUUUACCUGGACUUCAUCGGGGAGGACGCUCUGCACAUCUGCAUGUUUGCACUGGGGUGCCUCAUUGCAUUCUUGGGUGUCUUCUUAAUCACACGCAACAGGAAGAAAGCCAUUCCAUUUGAGCCCUAUAUUUCCAUGGAUGCCAUGCCAGGUAUGCAGAACAUGCAUGACAAGGGGAUGGCCGUCCAGCCUGACCUCAAAGCUUCUUUUUCGUACGGAGCCCUGGAAAACAAUGACAACAUUUCUGAGAUCUAUGCUCCUGCCACACUGCCUGUCAUGCAAGAAGAACACAGCUCCAGGAGCACCUCUGGGGUUCCCUACCGAGUCCUGGAACACACCAAGAAGGAAUGAGCCCACCUUGGCGGAGACUUGCCUUCCCUCCACUUAUAACUGCUCAAGCCUUGCCUACAGUGGUUCAACUCUUUCAUUCUAAAACUUGCCUUUCAGGUCUUUUUUUUUUUUUUUUUUUAACUGAGAACUCAAAGGAUGGGGAUCUUGAAAAGGCUUUGUCUCUGGAAAAGGAUGUGUGGUCUUGGUCUUGGAAAUUUCGAAUGUUGAGGGUGGGAGGUGAGGGGAUGAGAUGAAAGCAGUAUUCCAGGUGGGCAGUAGGGAAUUCGGCCUCUGCCAUGGGUUAGCCCACCCUGGAAAGCCUUUAUCAUCCUUCAGGAUGGUCACAGAGCUUCCUCAGUCAAUGACCAAAGGUUGCCAUGUUCUCAGAGCUAAAGCAAGGCACAGAUUCCGCUCUUACGUUCCAAAUCCAGUUAAAGGCUGGAGACCUCUAAGUCUGGUCUUCCCCCACCUCACGUGCAGGCCUGAUCUCCACCCAUCUCACUCCUGAUUCUAUAUUUGCGAUAACAUUGGUGUUACCUUCACGUGGCCUAGUGGACCAGCCCCGGGUGGAACAUGCAACAUGCUCUCGUUUGCCUGUAGGAGAUGCUCGUCUGCUUCCCCAAUGUCUGUGCCAUGCCAGCGAAAACGUGCUUGAUGUGUUCAUAUUGGAUCUACUCUGAAAACUAAUUUGGUUUUGGUUCUGUGAACUACUUGAUUGCUUUUUUUCCCCCAAAGGAACUGGGAAGUUAAGAGAAGAAAGGAGAGAAUAAGGACAGAAGCAGAGUGAUGACACUUCAGCACAUAAGGGAGGGAGAAUCCUUUUCCAUCUUAUGAAAGGUGACUGCAUCACUUAUACAAGGACAGACAGAAAAUGUUUUAUAAGCACACUGGUACCUCCUGGGAAGAGUGGGGGUGUUCAUUUCAGAGACCCCUUCUCUCCCCUCCCCUCCAUCCUCUCCUUUAUAGAUCGACAAACCAAGCUUGAAUUAUUGAUUACUUUUCUGGGAGUCGACAGAGACUCUUUGGGUCCUCUCCUCCAUACACAUAUGUCUGGGAGACCCAAGUGUUCCCAGAAACGGGGCUGCUGCCUUCUUUCCGGCUGCAUACAGCUUUCCCCCUAGACCAGCUGUAUACUUUUGAGAAUGGCAGGGAAAGGUUUGCAAACUUUCAUGAGCAUAAGGAUCCCCUAGGGUGUUUAUUUAAAAUGCAGAUUCCUCUAGCCCAACCACAGAUGCUCUGUUUAAGUGGGACUAGGAGCAUCACACACCUUGAAAGCCUAGUAAUUGAGAGACAUGGUCUGUUCAAACCCCCAGGGCCUGAUACAUUCCUACGGGAGAGUUGAAAUUACCAUUCCUUUGUUUUCUCCCUAGGGUUCACUUGGCAAGUCAGAUAAUCCCCAUAGACCCCGAGGCAUUUCUCCAUUCAUUGAUUACUACUUAGAGCUACACUUACUGCUUCCCGCCACAGCCUUUAACUAAUAGGCAAGAAAACAGUGUUAAUAGACCGUGUUGCUAGAUCAUUAACCUUUAUUGAUUAUGCUUAAUACUGAUUUAGUAACUUGACUUCAAAAACUGUUGCCUGUGGUAACCACUUGUGUAUUGUGUCUGAACCACUUCUGUAUUGUGUCUUACAUGCCCUAAGAGGGCAACAGACAAUGACUGACUUUUUCCCCUUUAGGGUAGGUAUCAGCUCAAUUCAACAAUAUUUAUGAGACAUUUACUGUUUGUUAAGCAUUUGGAUGGUGAGAGCAGAAAAGAUGAAGAAUAGUUCCUGCCCUCCAGGCCAGCAGGGGGAGAUACAGAUACCUGGGAAACUGGCAGAGCCGACGAGUACAACCGCAGACCACAGAAAAAUGAUAGUGAUGGAGGUCCUGCUAAAGGUCAGGCCCUGAGCCUAAAAUGGGGUAUUCAAAAUGGAGGUGAUUUUGGCCCCACUCUUUGAUGGGUGGCAAAUCUAACUAAGACUUGGGCAAAGCAUUGAAAGUAGGGUGAUCACCCCUCAGGCAGAGAGACCAGCAUUUGCAAAGGCACAGAGAUAGGAAGGUGGAGAUGGCAAGGAAAGGAAAGCCGGGGAAGGUGGUGGGAGAGGAGCCUGGAGAGAUAAGCAGUGGAAGCCAAGUCAUGGAGGGCCUUGAAUGCCUGACAGAGGAGUUUCAAGUGUAUCCUAGAGGGUACGGGAGCCAGGGAUGGUUCAUGAGGAAGAGAAUGGCGGGAUCAGCACUGAGGAAAGGAGACCUUAUGUAGUGUGGAGGAAGGAUCUGAAGGGAUAAUAAACGUCACUCUUCAAGGUCAGGCUGCAAGCCUGCCAGAACAGGACAAAAGGAGAAUUAAAAUUCGGUUUUGCUGCUCUUCAGAGGAGGUGGACAUCAACUUUCCAUUCACAGUCCUGAUCCUUACUUUUUUUCUCAUGGCUCUGACAUCCCCAAGCCUUCUCGAAUGUUCCAAGCUAUGGUAAACAUCAUGCCUCCAUCUCCUUCCUAGCAGCCAGGAUGUUAAACUUGAGUUUAAGCUUUUCAAUUGUUCUGUGGUCUUCCUCUCCCCACCCGACUCUGUCCCCCUUGUCUAGGGGCUGGGAUUCUGGCUUACCUUACCAGAUGUUAGAACCAGUCCUCCGCCUGCCUGCGGGUUUUGAUGACAGGUCAGCCCCCCUCCCCACCUGACUCCUCCCAUGAAGCUGCAGGUCUGAUGAUGGUAUCACAUUAAGCUUUAGAACAAAUGGGGGCGUUGCAGUGUGGAAUUAAAUUCUGGGUAGAAAAGGGAGAACCGACAUCUCCAUUGCUUUUCUGGUAUAAACCAGCCAGUUUGGUGCUGGCUGUGUGGAUGCAAGAUGUCCAUCAGGGUAGUGUUGGGGAGCUCCACCCUGCAUCCUUGUGAAUUCGAAAUCUGGUCCAACACUGGCUAAUAGGCAGAAAGAAUUUACUGUGUGUUUCUCUGAGAAGCUGUGUAAAUGAAGUCAUCUUAGAAUAUAUUCUAUGUGGAUGCUUAUAUUUUGUUAACUUCAUGACUAAUAUGGCAUGUCUGGUUUUUCAAAAAAAAAAUGUGUGUGCUAGGUGCAAAUAAAAUUAUGAAGUGGUAUUUAAUUUUAAAACA
Molecule: messenger RNA, 4669 nt
Organism: Hipposideros armiger (great roundleaf bat)
Lineage: Eukaryota; Metazoa; Chordata; Mammalia; Chiroptera; Hipposideridae
Gene: NIPAL3
Product: NIPA like domain containing 3
Exons: 12
Coding region: 381-1601 (406 amino acids)
Biological process (GO): magnesium ion transport
Cellular component (GO): membrane
Molecular function (GO): magnesium ion transmembrane transporter activity
Source: RefSeq, a predicted model, not a curated record